GAAAGAUGGAGUUGUACAUGGAGGAAAAGACAGCCAGUGGCAUUUGAAAAGAAAGAUCUGCUUUACAACCAGAGGCUCUCCUUUUACCAACCCCGGCAUUUAAGAGGGCUCAUCUCCUAAACAAACCCACUCAAACAGGCAGUUUCUCCUCAUCUCUGUGGCUCCCCGGGGGACUCUACAGGAACACUUGACGGCUCCCAAAUGAACGGCCUUUCCUCUCUGGCGCCAUGCAGCUGCAACAAAUCUUAUCUUGGGCCUUUUAUGAAACUGCUGAGUCACAACAUGACCUCCGCCUCCACGAAGGUGGGAGAGAUCUUUUCAGCAGCUGGUGCUGCCUUCACCAAGCUGGGUGAACUGACAAUGCAAUUGCAUCAAGUGGGAGAAAGUAGUCCAGCUGGUGCUCAGAUGAAGACGCCAGUGAAGAGGAAACUGUAUGAAAACAGUGGUGGCACGCCUCUGUCCCCUGAAUCUCAAAAGAAGAGUGCCAAAAAGGCCCCUCCACCAGCCAUGGCUGCUGUCCAAGCUCAACCCACCGUCAUUGCUGUACAGGCCCCCCAAGUUGUCCUGACAACGAGUGUUCGUGCAGCACCACCUACUGCCCCCACCAUAAAGAAACAGAAGACUGCAGAUGUCACCCUAAGUGCACUGAACGAUUCAGACGUCAACAGUGAUCUUGCCGACAUUGAAGGCCUUGGAGAGGGCUCCUCCAAAAAACUCAACUUUGAUCAGGAUACCCUCAAUCUUGACUCCAACCUGAUCAUGAACUCUACUGAUCUUCCGCUGUUGUCUCGAUAAGAUCCCCCCACCAUUUCAGUCCAGCCGACUUGCCAUUUUUGUUUGCUUUUUUCCCCUCCAUAAAGCAGAUGAAUGUUAUCCCGAUACAGUUCAGGGUAGCUGGCAAUUGUUCUUGCAGUUGCUUCCAUUGUCCACUUUGUUGUUGGCAGUGAUCACGUCAAAGCUGUUUAAGGGUAAUUUCACGUGAAAUCAGACACUUUGGGACCCGACCGACACAGAUUUCAAUCAUACUUGCUGUGCCUGUUUAGUAGCAAGGUAACACCCCAGAACUGCAUUUGUGUGAAUCUGACACCAAUAUUAAGGGAGAAACAGACUAGCAAAGGUUUACAUAUGAGGGUAGGACACUAUACAUUCAGCCUUGAUUAUAUGAGUCAGUGUAAGUCACAAAAAUGUGUCUGGGGUGUUGUUUGAAAGCUCUUUUCUGGCUCUACAAAUUACACACACAGCAUGUAAUACAACAACCUUCAGAAUAUGAAUUAUGAUACAUUGAAAAACUACAAAUUGAAUAUCAAAAAACCUUUAUUUUAAAAUGGGUAGUCUCUUGUCUAAACAUAGCCUGUAAGGUCAUACACAACACCUGAAAAUGGGGUGUUUGGUUCGUUAUUCAUUUCAGAGAUAAUGGGACAUAAAGGUUGAAAUGAGUUGUAAUGAAGUAGUAGUAGAAUAGUGUCAGGGACAGGACUGGACUGGCCAUCUGGCACAACAGGCAUUUUCUGGGUGGGCCCUGCACCCUCGUCGGUCCCUAUUCCAGGAACUCAAAAACUACACAGCUUCAGCCCAUUGUCAAUGGACACAGUGGAAGCGAGACCAUUUUCAGCAUUCAGAGAAGGCAGGGUUGAAAGAAUAAGCUCAGUAAAGGUAUUUUCUAAAUGUUCAAGCAUCAAAGGGUAUGUUGCAGCUGUAUAUGAUGGCAACUAGUGGCUAGCAUGUGUUGAGGAAUGUAUGCCGAGCACUGGAGAGGUGAAACUGAACUUCCUGCAUCCUCAUGGACCAUCUCCAUCCUUCACAUAUUCCGAUAGACAUGCUGUCAUGUGAUAUUACUAUGGUAUUACCAUAUUAUUACUAGGUGAUUUGUAUGAUGUCAUAUUUUUGAGUCCCAUUCUGAAUGAAUAAAGAACCAAACACCAGCAUUUCAGGUGUUGUUCAUGACAUUGCAGGCUAUGUUUAGACAAGGAACUGGCCAUUUUAAAAUACAAGUUUUUUUGUUAUUCAAUUUUUAAUUUUUCAAUUUAUGAUAAUUCAUAUUCUGAGGGUUGUUGUAUUCCAUGCUGUUUGUGUAAUUUGUAGAGCCAGAAAAGAGCUUUCAAAUAACACCACGGACAUCUUUCUGUGACUUACACUGACUGAUAUAAUCAAAGCUGAAUGCAUAGUGUCCUACCCUCAUAUGUAAACCUUUGCUAGUCCGUUUCUCCCUGGUGUCAGAUUCACACAAAUGCAGUUUUGGGGUGCUAACUUGCUACUAAACAGGCACAGCGAGUAUGAUUGAAAUCUGUGUCGGUCGGGACCCAAAGUGUCUGAUUUCACAUGAAAUGACCCUUAGAGAUAUCUUGCCAAUAGGACAUUAUUCAAAGUUUUGGAAUUUAUGAAGGGGUACUUACGAUACUGUAGUGUUUUUGGUUUGGAGAAGCUUUCUGUGGUCAUGUCACAGAGGUGGACAUUCUGGUUUGAGAGAAAUGGAAGUCAGACGGGUUGCAGCCAUUCGCACAUCCAUCUGAUCUCAAUGAACACAACUCUCCAGACAGGUACAGCAGGGCAGCUAAUUAGUGAGACUGUUUGUGUUGAGACAGGUUCAGGCAGAAAGAAACACAUUACAAGACUGUCAUCUCCAGAGGCGCUGAUAUCCAACACUGGGACUCUUUUUUGCUCCGGACAACAACAACCUGU
This is a messenger RNA of Engraulis encrasicolus (European anchovy), 2679 nucleotides long. RefSeq lists its product as uncharacterized. The record is from RefSeq and is a predicted model, not a curated record. Bases 202 to 795 code for a protein of 197 amino acids. Lineage: Eukaryota; Metazoa; Chordata; Actinopteri; Clupeiformes; Engraulidae. The transcript has 7 exons. Gene Ontology annotation, cellular component: NURF complex; MLL1 complex.